Nymphaea colorata (pocket water lily) is the source of this 3139-nucleotide messenger RNA. RefSeq names its product senescence-induced receptor-like serine/threonine-protein kinase. The record is from RefSeq and is a predicted model, not a curated record. The coding region runs from base 342 to 3011 and encodes 889 amino acids. Gene Ontology annotation, biological process: protein phosphorylation. The transcript has 14 exons. Lineage: Eukaryota; Viridiplantae; Streptophyta; Magnoliopsida; Nymphaeales; Nymphaeaceae. Gene Ontology annotation, molecular function: protein binding; protein kinase activity; ATP binding.
AAAAAAAGAACGCCCCAAGAAAGAGAGACAAAAAGGGAAAAAAAAAAAGGUUGCGCAGCUUCUUCUUCUGCGACUUGGUCAUCCAUGGCGUGCUUUCGCAGCAAAUUACCGAGUCAAUGUCAUCUGUUUAAGGAUCAACUCGGUUUCUUUUCAUUCGGUGACGGCCUCUCGUUCGCUUCCUUGCCCGAAAUCCCGAACUCGUCCCUUUCAUCUAAGGACGUCCUGGAGGCCAAUUUUCAAAUCCUACAUCCUCAUUUACUUGUUUUCAAUUUCCUCUUCCGCUCUUCCUUUUUUCCCCGUCACUUGCCUGGAAUCGGUGAUCUACGUCCUGUGGUCCGGCAAUGAGGAGGUGGAGAGAUCUGCUGCUUUGCUCCUUGUUGCUGGUUUCUCUUCUCCGGAGUUCGCUCGUUCUAGGGCAAGAGCCAGGAUUCAUAAGCAUAGAUUGCGGGGGAGUGGAAGAAGGCUAUGUGGAUACCACUACCAAUAUAAGCUAUACUUCUGAUUCCAAUAUUAUGAAAUUUGGGGAAAGAAGAACAAUUGCAAGUGAUUACAUAUCGUCAGUGUCUCAAUACCUACAGCAUCUUAGAAGUUUCCCAAAUGGAACAAGGAACUGUUACACUGUGCAACCAGUGAUCUCCGGAGUAAAGUACCUUCUCCGGGCUUCUUUCAUGUAUGGCAAUUAUGACGGUUUGAAUUCUUUCCCUCAAUUCGAGCUCUCUGUAGGUGUUAAUUCUGUGAGAACUAUUACGAGUUCAAAUUCAAGUAAGUGGUUGUUCGUUGAAGUUAUGUUGGUGCCUACGGAUACUUAUGUCUCAGUCUGCCUUCUCAAGACUACCACUGGGAUUCCUUUUAUAUCCUCCAUAGAACUUCGUCCAAUGAAUGGAACUGGUUACAAAAUUCUGAACGACACAACAGCCAUGGUUCUGGAGCGACGGCUCAAUUUUGGGACGACAGAUGCUGUUACAUACAGGUAUCCUGAUGAUAUGUUUGAUCGCUUGUGGUUAUCACCACCUAGAAGCACUUCGUUAAAGUCCAUCAACACCUCACAUGCUGUUGUUUCAGACAGUUAUUUUGAACCACCAUCAGUUGUUAUGCAGACAGCAUUGGUCAAUCCAAAUUCAAGCAAUGGAAUUCUAUGGAAUCCCUCAAAUCUACCUAAUAAUUCCUAUUUUUACAUGAGUAUACAUAUUGCUGAAAUACAAAAACUGAAGAACAACCAGACUAGAGAAUUCAACAUAACUCUGAACUCCGAGGACUGGUAUACAAAUGAAAAGCCCCGUUAUCUGACUGCAGAAACUAUAUUCUCCACAUCUAGCUACCUGCUCCCAUCUGGGAUUAACAAAGUGGAGCUCCUGCCCACAGAGAGAUCUUCAUUAUCUCCCAUUAUAAAUGCAAUUGAACUAUACACUGUCAAGUCACUGUCUAGUUCCUUAACAAACAAAGGAGAUGUUGAUGCACUUACUAGUAUUGCAACUGAACUUGGCAUCACCAAAGAUUGGACAGGAGACCCUUGUUUGCCUCAACGCUAUGCUUGGGAGGGAUUGGCUUGCAGUAAUGAUUCCUCGCCGAGGGUUAUCUCUCUGGAUUUAUCAGACAAUGGGUUGACUGGUGAAAUUCCUCAAAAUUUAUCAAGACUUACAGCCCUAGAGAGUUUGAACUUAGCAGGAAACAACCUGACAGGUCCAAUCCCAUCAUUUUUUACUGAUUUGAUCCAUCUGAAAAAUUUAAAUUUGUCAUCCAACAAUCUCACUGGCUCAGUUCCAGAUGUUCUUCUGCAGAAGCAGCAAAAUGGAAGCCUUUUGUUGAGUGUUUCUGGCAAUGAGAAGCUUUGCUUAUCAAGCACUUGCAAUGCAUCUAAAAAGAAAGGCAAUGUAGGAGUAAUUGUUGGAAUAGCAGUUGCUGCUGCUUUGUUAGUGGUUGCACUCUGCAUUGCUACUUUUGUGAUGAUGAAGAGGAGAAAGCCUGGAAGUAAGCAACCAAUAAACAACAGUGCCAGACCGGUAGGAAGCUCAAAUGGUUACCAGCCAUUCACUCACGUGGAAGUGACAAAGGUCACAAAUAAUUUCAGUAGAAAAAUUGGUGAAGGAGGUUAUGGUCCUGUGUUCCAUGGGCAUUUACGGAAUGGACAAAAUGUGGCUGUGAAGAUACUUUCUAGCAAGUCAAAGCAAGGAUCCAAAGAAUUCCAGACUGAGGUGAUUCUUCUUUCGAGGGUUCACCACAAAAAUCUGGUGUCACUGAUUGGAUACUGUGAUGAGGCAGAAAAUAUGAUUUUGAUCUAUGAAUACAUUUCUAGAGGAAACCUCCAGGAUAUUCUUUCAGGCCGCUCACAGCUUAACCUGGAUUGGAAUCAGAGGCUUAAGGUGGCUUUCGGUGCUGCACAAGGCCUCGAUUACCUACAUUCUGGGUGCAACCCUGCAAUAAUUCACAGAGAUGUGAAAAGUGCCAAUAUACUCUUGAAUGAGAAGCUUGAAGCUAAGAUUGCAGAUUUUGGCAUGUCCAAGACUGGUUUUCCUGAUGGUAUUACCCACAUAUCCACCAAGGUCGUUGGUACUCCUGGAUAUUUGGAUCCAGAAUAUUACUUGACAAAUCGUCUUACUGAAAAAAGUGAUGUCUAUAGCUUCGGCAUUGUUCUUCUUGAACUGAUAUCGGGCUUGCAGCCAAUUAUUGUUGAGCCAUCAGGAGAAAGGGUUCAUAUUGUUAAUUGGGUUCGACCAAAGCUGCUAAGAGGAGAUCUUGCAAGUGUUGCAGAUCCAAGAUUUUGUGGUGCUUAUGAUGUGGGUUCAAUGUGGAAGGUGGCAGAGACAGCACUCGAAUGCACCGCCUUAAAAGAUGCAGAAAGACCAGCGAUGAGCAUGGUCGUUAGUUAUUUGAAGGAAGCCAUUGAAUCAGGUUCACCCCCUACUGUUUCAGCACUUGUGUCACCAUCCGAACCUCUGAGGGGUGUAUACGCUCUCAGCUCUGGAACAGACAGUGAAACUGGUGUUAGCUAUGCUGCUCCAUUAGCGAGAUAGUAGAGAACUCUUUUUUAUAUACUUUUUUUUAUCAUUCUUCAUGGAUUUCUUUUUAAUUUUCUUGGUUGAAUUGAUGUAACUUUGUAAUAAAUGUAUUAAUUUGUAAUAAAUGUGUUAAAGAGGAAGAA